UAUUCAGAUCCUGUUAACGGGAUGAAAAAGUCUAAAGUGGAGUUUAAAUGAAGUCCGGAGUCCUGUUUUUAUCUCUCACCUGCGUUCCCCCUGUCAGGAGACUGACUGACUGGCUUCUACUUUACCUUAGGAGUGAAGAUGAAAAGUUUGCUCUUUGUCACCUUGUGUCUCUUGACGUGUCCCCUCAUGGUUGACGGACGACAUCCAACCUGUAACUUCCUGUUGGAGGUGGAGAGAGACCAGGCGGAGUGUCUGAGGAAGUUGAGGGAGGAGGACGCUGCCAGCAGCCAUAAAGAGCCGGGAUGCAAAGGAGCGUGGGACAACAUUGCAUGCUGGGAGCGAACUGAGAUUGGCGAGACUGUCACCAUCCCCUGUCCUCGAGUCCUCAAGACAGUAUUUGGUAGAAAUGGUAACAUUAGCAGGAACUGCACAUCAUCGGGAUGGUCGGAGGUUUUCCCAAACAUCACCAGUGUGUGUGGGGCGGACACGAGCCAGGAUAAGCUGGUCUUCUAUGUGGUUGUGCAGGCGCUGUACACUCUGGGUCACAGUCUGUCUUUGAUCGCCCUCACCACAGGGAGCGCCAUCCUCUGUCUGUUUCGGAAGCUCCACUGCACCAGGAACUACAUCCACCUCAACCUCUUCUUCUCCUUCAUCCUGAGAGCCGUGGCUGUGUUGGUGAAAGAUGACAUCCUCUUCAAUCGAAAUUCCCAGUGCUCCAACCAGCCAUCACUGGUGGGAUGUAAAGCCAGCCUGGUGUUUUUUCAGUACUUCAUCAUGGCCAACUUCUUCUGGCUGCUGGUGGAAGGUCUCUACCUCCACACUCUGCUUGUCGUCAUCUUCUCUGAGAACAGACACUUUAUCGUCUACAUGUUCAUCGGCUGGGGAAUCCCCACGGUGUUCGUCUUUGCGUGGGUGAUGACGAGGAUUUAUCUGGAGGACACAGGAUGCUGGGAGAGGAAUGACAAUCCUAUACCCAACUGGGUAAUCAACGGACCAAUUGGAUUCUCCAUUAUGGUGAACUUUAUCCUGUUCAUCAGCAUCAUUCGGAUCUUGGUUCAGAAGCUGAGGUGUCCCGAUGUGGGCGGCAACGACCAAUCACAAUACAGGAGGUUGGCCAAAUCCACUCUGCUGCUGAUCCCUCUGUUUGGCAUCCACUAUGUGGUCUUCGUUUCUCUCAGUGAAUCCAUCGCAGAGGAUUAUAAAAUAUUCUUUGACCUGGCCCUCGGAUCCUUUCAGGGUCUGGUGGUGGCCAUUCUGUACUGCUUCCUAAACAGUGAGGUUCAAGGCGAGCUCAAGAGAAAGUGGCGGAGUAUGUGUCUGAAUUGCCGUCUGAGCAGAGAUCACCACUUCAACAGCAACUUCGCGUCAAGGAACGGCUCAGAGCACAUGAUGCAGUUUCACCGCAACUCCCGAACCCAGUCUAUUCUGCAGUCAGAGACCACAGUGCUGUGAAUAAAAAAUACCACAGUCUCCAGGUUGACCUGGGUCGAAUAGUUUUACAAAAUGAUUUCAACACAGUUAAGGGGAAGUACCACAUGGGUGGGACCUGCACAUUUUGGUUUUAGCUUUACAAAUCUCUGCAAGCAUUCAAAAUGCACCAUAAGUAUAAGUUGUUGCAACAUCUGCAAUACUCAUCAGAGAAUGUAGAGUCUGUUGGCAAACCCCGGAGAUCUUGCCUCCAGAAGAAGAGCGGAAGAGCCCUGGUUUCCGGUUGUAGGCUGUUUGUAGUCCGCGUGAUAUUGACCAAUCACGUUUGAGCUGGCCGCAGUUGUUGCCAGGUUAAACGGUCCCAUGCAGUGAACUAACGAGGCAGAACAUAAUUGGCGUCACUGCAAACUCUGAAUCCAUCGCAAUGGUUCAGCAUAUUUACUUAUAUAUAAACGGAAGUUGGAAACGGAAAUUCGCCUCCUCCGCCCAAAUCAAACCGGAAUGCCAAAAGAUCGGGGGUCUGCCCCCAGAGGCUGUAUCGCCGUAUGCCGGAAGUCAAAUGCCAAAUACAGCCAAUGGGUUCCGAGAAUGGUGUGGAGGUGAGGAUGGUUUGCAUUCAGCUGCAGGAUAAUGAGUUGUGGGGAUGGUUCACGAGAGCAAUGCCAGGUGCGUUGAUUGGCACAGCUGGUGCUUGUUCACAAAUUGGUACAGCUGGUGCUCAUUCGCUAAUUAUGCUCUCUCUUUAAAUGCUGUAAUGUGCUGGACCUCAGAUGAGACACAUAGGCACCCAAACUGUAAGAUUUGAUUCGCUCUAUGACAGGAAUCUGUCAGGAGUUUGGAGCAGCUAGCCUUCUAGCACCUUGGCAACCAGGCACACGGUGAAAUAGUUGUGUAUUAAUGUUGCAAGUGUGUGUGAGCACAGUGGGGGUGGGGGACUUGAGUCACAUGACUUGACUUGAGUCUGACGCAAAUUUGAGAACUUGAGACUUGUUUACCAACACUGAUGAAAGACUUGACUUUGAUUUGGUAUUCAUGACUUGAGACUUGACUUUGACUCAAGAAAGAUGACUUGAAAGGACUUGACUCUUUAUUCAAUAUUAAUAUUUUUUAGAAUCGGAGACGCUACAUUUUGUUGUUGAAACAUGAGGACACAUAUGUUGCAGUGGGGAAAGACCCGCUGGCUGAUAUUCAUGCCCAUGCUACGAGAGCUCUGUCCUCCUUACAUUGACAACGUUAUUUAUUCAACAAAUGCCCCCGGUCAGCAUGUUUAUUUCAAGAGACAAAGCUCUCUAGUGGUCGUAGGGAACAAUGGCUCUUGUCCAUCUGGAGGAUGGUCCAAAGGACUAACAGUGUGACGUCACUAACAACAAACCACUGGAUAUAAAUGUGGGAGACCAGUGUUUACUUUGCGUUUAUUACCAUGAGUUAAUGUUAGUUUCUUUUAAAUGAUGACCACGGUUACUCAGACAUCUUUGCCAAGUAGUUUUUGUGCCUAAAUCUGACAAAACCUUAUCUUUGGCUGUGUCAGAUGAGAAAAGGAUUGUAAUUUUGAAAAACUGAGUUUCGGAAGGCACUGACAAAUGCCGUCGUCUUGUCAACAGUGGUGUCAAAUCAGAAAAAUCUCAACAUGUCUCAUUCCAGACAAGCUACAUAUUUUGCUUAUUUUGAAGGACUUGCUGGGGUUAAAUGUUCUGGUGGAUAAUUUAUACUUUUAAAAUCAGUUUUACUUUGGUCAACCCAUUGAGGUUUCACUCAACUAAGCACCAGAAACUUCUAUAUAAGAAGUUUGUUUGAUCAAGCUACUUGUGUUUGAAAAAUUAAUGGUUUUCAGAUCAUGUUGUGUGCAGGUCAGCUCAACAACAGCAACAUUUUUUUCCACGACUAUGCAUUAAAAGGUGACAACUUGUUACUUUGGUUAUGUAUUUUGUGGUCUGUAAUGGCCACACCCACCCAUCUGAUACUUGAAGCUUGUUAAAAUCACUGUUAAGAAUGAUUCACAAAGGCAUUUUGACCCAGGUCAGCACAUGAGCCCUGGGUGUCUGGGCUACUGGUAAAAAACACUGGUAAACAGGGUUGUUUUGUACUGAUUCAGAACCUAAACUGUUCUAACAAACUGCAUACUUUUUAAUGUACAUGUAAUGAUAUGCUGUUAUCGAGAAGUGCUGUGCAUGUGCAUGUUUGUCUACAUGUUGUAUUUAAUUCUUGCCACAAGACAAAAAAAUCCUGGUGACACUUUGCUUAAGGCAUACAGAUUUUUUUUUCUUUUGUUUCUUUGAAACAGCACUCCCUACUGUUAAAAUCUUUGGUGACAAAAGACUAAAAUGGCUUACUGUCCUGAAUAAGUGCCAUAAUAAUUUGAAUUUGUACAAAAUUUAAUUUUAUUAGUAUGAAGUAUGUAACAGUGAAUAAUUUUAUUAGUAUGGAGUUUGUGCUACUUUUUAAUUAUUUUCAUUGAGAUACAUAUUUAUUUAUACAGCACUUCAAACCAAACUUGCACUCUAAUAAAUAUUUAACUAGGAGCCAGACCCCACUGUGCCUUAAAAGAUGUUACUUAACACAGGUCUGGACCAAAUACACUUUUAGAUUUAUUCUUAGGUGUUACCCAGAAUCUUCUUGAUAGUAUAUUAUGGGAAGCAAAAUAAGGAAUUCAUACAUGUUUUUGCCAGAUUUGGUAAAUUUAUUCCACAGUUUAGGGUCCUGGAAUCUCCUGGUUUUAUAGAUAAACCUGAGUAUCAUCUACAUAACAGCAGACAUUUUUGAAAAAAAUAUUUGUCUCACAGAUGUUUCCAUGAGAGGGACUAGGAUUCAACCUUGUAGAAUGCCACAUUUGAGAUGAAAUGACGCAGAAUUCACCUUGUACUACAGCAAGCAGAGUUCAGUAGUUUUGCAUAGUCCGUUCUUUCUCCACAGUGUUAUAUCAGCGCUAGAGAAGAGGUGUGGAAUCACUGAUUAUCUUUCUGCAAUAGGGAAAAAACACUGCAUUGCCUCUGUUUCUUUAAACCAUUCACAGUUGUCUUGGGCAGCACUAAACCCAGCGAUUGCUGCAGCCACAGUGCUCUUGCAAAAUAGUGUUGGGGGUGUACUUGUUUUGUUGGAACAUUUGCACGUAGGGAAGCAAGAACUGUUAGUAAAAUGGCCCCACAAAAGAAAACGCUACGGAAACAUUAACAGUCCUAUGCCACUUGUGAUUCAAUUUUUAGUGAUUAAAAAAAGACGAUUAUGGUAUGAUAAUUGAUGCACUAGGAGUAAAGUGUGAUUAAACUUAAUCUUUAGAGAAACUAAUUAAGCAAGUUAAAACCAAGAAUCGGCGAACAUUAUAAUGAUAAUAUUAUAGAAGCUUGUGUGAAGGGGAAUGGAUCAGUACAUGAGUAGUCACUGCCACUGGCACAUGCCGCUGCCACAUUUAUAAGAUGUGGCUUCAUCUAGUCUGAGAUAUUCAGUUUUUGGAAGCAAUUGUCAUAUUUGUUUUUCUUGAAAGUUUGCCUUGCAGAUAGAAGUAUUGAAUUCUGGUAUUCUUUGGUAUGAUCAUCUGUUUUGUUUCAGCUCUAAAUUUUAAAAGACCCUGUCAAGGUUUAUAAAAAUAUAUUGAUUUGUGAGAUAUACAAAAGGUUCUGAUAGAAAAUCAAGCAUAAUAAUCCAAUACAGCUGUAUGCCUUAAAGGGAAAUUUUCAACCAGCUCUGUGUCAGUCACCAAGUGUGCAGAUUAAUGGUGCGCCUCGUGAAAUACUGUAGCAGGGUUCUGCUGGUGGAUCUCCCGAUCCUAACGACAUGGGGGAAAACCAAACACCUUUCACAAGCACACACUGCCCACACUGCUAUGGCUCAGAGCUGGUUUAAAAUUGGCAAAGUUUCCCUUUAUGAAAAGUGUUACCAAAUAUAUAACAAACCAGUGUAUCAUAAGACAUCUAUGUGACUGUAAGUGGUUGAGAGUACAAACACAAGACCAUAUACAACACUUAGUGUUGGUUUGUCAAGUGAUUUCAUAUUUAAUGUUGACUGACAUGAUGCUGAGUAUCAUGUCCUUAUUAAACACAUGUAUUUGUAUAGACACCAUGAAUGUCAUGCAAAAGAUGAUUGAUAAAGGCUAUCUUUGUAAGCACUGUACUGUGUGAAUGUGUAAAACUUAAACUGUUUAUGCUUUUAGAAGCCUAUCUUACUUAUUGAUAGGAAAUAUGAUUUCCUACACAGUCCCUUAUAAUUCAUAAUUCAUAUUAAAAAUUGUUUACACUUGGAGUGAAGUUCCUUAGUGCAACUUUAAAGAGGAGGCAUGUUUUGUGAUUA
Epinephelus fuscoguttatus (brown-marbled grouper) is the source of this 5709-nucleotide messenger RNA. RefSeq names its product vasoactive intestinal peptide receptor 2 (gene vipr2). The record is from RefSeq and is a predicted model, not a curated record. The transcript has 13 exons. Lineage: Eukaryota; Metazoa; Chordata; Actinopteri; Perciformes; Serranidae. Gene Ontology annotation, molecular function: G protein-coupled peptide receptor activity; peptide hormone binding; vasoactive intestinal polypeptide receptor activity. Gene Ontology annotation, cellular component: plasma membrane. The coding region runs from base 139 to 1452 and encodes 437 amino acids. Gene Ontology annotation, biological process: cell surface receptor signaling pathway; adenylate cyclase-modulating G protein-coupled receptor signaling pathway.